Molecule: messenger RNA, 978 nt
Organism: Tripterygium wilfordii
Lineage: Eukaryota; Viridiplantae; Streptophyta; Magnoliopsida; Celastrales; Celastraceae
Product: aspartic proteinase CDR1-like
Exons: 1
Coding region: 1-978 (325 amino acids)
Biological process (GO): proteolysis
Cellular component (GO): extracellular region
Molecular function (GO): aspartic-type endopeptidase activity
Source: RefSeq, a predicted model, not a curated record
AUGCAAUGUUAUCCUUGUCGCGGAUGCUACCAGCAAGAUGCACCAUUCUUUUAUCCGAAACUAUCCACCACCUAUGAAGACCUAGAUUAUGAAACAGAAUUCUGUCAACAUUUGAAGAACAAGAAGCGUGGGUUUUUUGGGCUCUGCAACUAUACUUACUCUUACAAAGAUGGGUCCUAUUCAUCUGGAAUCUUAAGUAAAGAGACCUUAUACUUGGACUCUACAAGAGAUGAAAAGAAUGAUUUCCAUAAAUUCGUGUUUGGUUGUGGUCAUGGUAAUAAUGGUCGUUUCAGUAGUCGUACACAAGGUGUUGUUGGCCUCGGCGGAGGGCCAUUAUCAUUAACUUCUCAACUAAAAACACAAAUCGAACACAAAUUCUCGUAUUGUUUGGUUCCAGUUGAAGCACAAACUACCAGCAAGCUCAUAUUUGGACCAAGAGCUGAGAUAUCUGGAGAAGGAGUAGUUUCAACUCCACUUGUAUCCACAUGUGAGCCAACUUUCUAUUGUAUUGUUCUUGAAAGCAUUAGUAUUGGAACAGAAAGAAUGACAAUAGGCCAAAGCCAUCGUCGUAUCAUAGGCCCAAGCCAGCAUCAUAUCAUGGUAGAUUCUGGGACGACCUUCACACUGUUGCAUUCAACCGUGUAUGAUAAGUUAGAAGCUAUGGUUAAGAAGACAAUUGGUAAUAGUACCAACCCAGUACCAGAUCCAACAAAAUUGUUUCGUUUAUGCUAUGAAAAACACUCUGUUGCAGGUGUCAAGAUUCCAAACAUGGUAUUCCAUUUUACUGGUGCAGAUCUUCAUUUACCACUCAAAAAUACGUUUGCCAACUACAAUAAUAUGUAUUGUAUGAUGAUACUUCCUACUCCUGAUCGUCUUUCUAUUCUUGGAAGCAUGUCACAAGUUAACUUUCUGGUAGAGUAUGAUCUUCUACAUAGGAAAAUAUCUUUUGUUCCAGCAAACUGCAACAGUUUGGGCUGA